Messenger RNA from Larimichthys crocea (large yellow croaker), 8544 nucleotides. It is a transcript of the gene tnxbb, whose product is annotated as tenascin XBb. The record is from RefSeq and is a predicted model, not a curated record. The transcript has 20 exons. Gene Ontology annotation, molecular function: protein binding. The coding region runs from base 319 to 7668 and encodes 2449 amino acids. NCBI's taxonomy places the organism in Eukaryota, Metazoa, Chordata, Actinopteri, Sciaenidae. Gene Ontology annotation, biological process: regulation of cell adhesion; neuron projection development.
CUGUCCAUCCCCCGUCCUCCUGGUCCUGCUGGUCAGUCAAUGAUAGUUUGAGCUGAGAGAGGACGCCACCAGAGAACGCUCAGAGCAGGGAGGAGAGGUGGAAGGGAAAACCGCCGUCACCUGCCAUCAGCUCCGUGAUUGAAACAAGGCGACAGGACAGCAGCUGACGGAGAUCUCUUUGACCUGGUGCUGCUGAUCUGUUCGUCAGCGUCGACUCAAACAAUCUGCUUCAAUCCGCUCAGAGUCUGAGCGCUUCGCCGUCUUUCCCUUCCCUCUCAAAAACCCAGAGGGAGAACAUUCCCAGUCCGACCCUCAGCGAUGUUCCUCUUCGUCCCCUCCUUCCUCCUCGUCCUCCUCCUGGCUGCUCCGGCCCUCCUGACCCCGUCGACCUCGCAGGAGUUAGAGGUCAGAGGUCAAAGGACGCCGAGGGACACCAAGGAGGACUCCAUCAAGGUGGUGAUCACCGAGGGCUGCGCCACUCAGGGGGAUUCAGCCAACGUCAACCAGGGAGGUAAAGAAAUCGACCUGAGUCCAGGUUCUCCUCUGGUCCUGACCCAUAAGAUCAAAUUCGUUCCGUCAAGUUCGGGUUCAGGAUCCGGGCCUUGCGGUUGCGAGAAGGACUUUGCCGCCCUGCGGGAACGUCUGGAGAGGCUGGAGAGGGAGGUGUCGGCCCUCAGGGAGAAAUGUGGAGGAGCUGAGGGCAGCUGCUGCACCUCCAAGGAGAGCAAAGGUGCAGGUUGCUCCAUCAAACCAGAGAUCGACGAGUGUCCCAACGAGUGCAGUGAUCAAGGUCGCUGCGUGGAGGGCAAGUGUGUCUGCUUCCCUGGUUUUAGUGGACCGGACUGCGGCGAGUCCAACUGUCCUGGAAACUGCAACGACAAAGGGAGGUGCGUUAACGGACAGUGCGUAUGCGAUCCUGGUUUCACCGGCCCCGACUGUUCACAGGGAAGCUGCCCCGAUAAUUGCAACAACCGGGGCAGGUGUGUGAAUGGCAGGUGUGUGUGUGACAGCGGCUUCACUGGUCCCAGUUGCUCAGAUGAAUCCUGUCCUGGAAAUUGCAACAACAAGGGGCGUUGCGUCAAUAGACAAUGUGUGUGCAACCCUGGGUUCACUGGCCCAGACUGCUCCAAGAAGGCAUGUCCGAAGAACUGCAGUGACCGUGGAAGGUGUGUAAACGGUAAAUGCGUUUGCGACAGCGGCUUUGCUGGUGCUGACUGCUCUGAGAAGUCCUGCCCUGGAAACUGCAACAACAGGGGGCGCUGCAUCAACGGACAGUGUGUCUGUAAGCCUGCAUUCACAGGACCAGAUUGCUCCACAAGGGCCUGUCCUGAUAACUGCAACAACCGUGGAAGGUGUGUGAACGGUAACUGUGUAUGCCACAGCGGCUUUACUGGUGCAGACUGCUCUGAGAUUGCCUGCCCGGGCAACUGCAACGGCAGGGGGCGCUGUAUAGACGGAGAGUGUGUUUGCAGUGAUGGAUUCAGCGGUCCGGACUGCUCGGAAAAAACAUGCCCCAAUGACUGCUACGACCGUGGAAGGUGUGUAGAUGGAAAAUGUGUGUGCGAUAGUGGCUUCACUGGUGAUGACUGCUCUGAGAAGUCCUGCCCUGGAAACUGCAACAACAGGGGGCGCUGCGUCAAUGGACAGUGCGUUUGCAAUGAUGGAUUCACCGGUUCAGACUGCUCUGAGAGGUCCUGUCCGGAAAACUGCAACAACAGGGGGCGCUGCGUCAAUGGACAGUGCGUUUGCAAUGAUGGAUUCACCGGUUCAGACUGCUCCGAGAAGUCCUGCCCGGGAAACUGCAACAACAGGGGGCGCUGCGUCAAUGGACAGUGCGUUUGCAAUGAUGGAUUCACUGGUUCAGACUGCUCCGAGAAGUCCUGUCCGGGAAACUGCAACAACAGGGGGCGCUGUGUCAAUGGACAGUGCGUUUGCAAUGAUGGAUUCACCGGUGCAGACUGCUCUGAGAAAGCUUGUCCCAACAACUGCAAAAACCACGGGAAAUGUGUGAAUGGGGUGUGUGUUUGUGACGUGGGCUUCGCCGGGCCGGACUGCACCGCCAAAAGCUGUCCCAAUAACUGCAGCAACAAAGGACGGUGCAUCAAAGGGAGGUGUGUCUGCCGCCGUGGGUUUAUUGGACCAGACUGCAGCCAGUGUGAGGAGGGGAAGACCGGACCCAACUGUGAUACCGUCAUGUUGGGUGUUUCUCAAUUGAGUACUCGGGACAUCACAGAGACGUCCGUCACUCUCGUCUGGACUCCGCCUCCUGUCCAGUAUGACAGCUACCACAUCACCUUCACCAGCCAGAAGGAGAGUGACCAGCAGAUAACUGUGCAGGUGGAGGGCAGCCUGACCACCUUCACCCAGAUGGGCCUGGCAGCCGGUCAGGAGUACACCGUCAGCAUCACCGGAGAGAUCGAGGGCAGGAGGGGUGCCGAGAGCUCGUCUGAAUUCAUGACACUCAUAUCUGGUCCCACCAACCUCCAAGUUGUCAAGACAACCACGACAUCUGCGGUGGUGCAAUGGGAGCAUUCGCAGGGUGAGAUUGACAGGUACCGCUUGACCGUCACGCCCAAUGACGGAGCAGGAAGAAGUCAAGAAAUGACCAUCCCGGGUGGCCAAAACUCCGCCCACAUACAGCAGCUGGAGGCGGGACGUUUGUAUGACAUCGCACUUGUGGCGGAGAAGGACACAAGUCGGAGUGAACCCACAACCACUCAGGUUACUCCCGGAAAGACAUUACCAAGGGUUACCGUGCCAGCUUUAACCACGCAGGUCACAUUACCACCUGGACAAGAUGUUGACGACAGAGACCAAAAGUCAUCUGAGGUGCAAGUCUUUGACCAAGAGGGAAGGAAAAAGGCAGACCCUCUAAAAGUGAGAGGUUCAGAUGGACCUGACACAGACUCCACAGCCCCUGUGAUUGCAAGAACUAAACCUCUGGUCAACAAAAAGAUGGCAAUAAAUGGCACCAGGAAGCCAAAUGUAUCAGGCCCUUUCCGUUUCAACACAACCAGAUUUGUGCCUGUGAGAAAGGUUGGCCAAGGUCCUUUGAAAAAGCCCCUAGUGGGGGAGAAGAAGAAGGUACCAGUAGUACGUAAAAAACCUAAACCAGGUGUCCCCAUCAUCAGAGACAGAACAAUAGCUUUGACUGAGACAGACCCAAGUGUGGAGGAAUCAAGCACUGAGAGCAGGGAUGCCAAAGAUCCAGCUCUAAUGUCCGGAACUGAUUCUGAUACAAACAGUCAAAGCAGCCUGGAGAAACCAACUAUUCCUGCUGGCUCCACAGAGCAACCAGAUGUUGGCAUGGUAGGCCAUGGAAAUGACACUGAUUCGGUGCUUUCAGAGCCAAUUGGGACUGUUCAAAGCCAAGAGAAGAAAUGUAUGAACAAAGUAAAAGUGACCCACUUCAGAUUACCUCUAAAGGACAAAGGCAACGGGUGUAGAGGGGAUGGAACGUUGUUGGUAAGAAAGAUCCUGGGCUCACAUCAAGGUUCCUCUGAAACAGAUGUUACUCCUGAUUCAAAACCCUCGUCUACAGAGACAGACGUCGACUAUUCAACAGAUCCUUUACAUAAACUCCUGAUGAACACUUUUGAGAAUAUGAACAUCACAACCUUUUCUGUUCACCUGUCCAAACCAUCAAACCUCUCGGUUGUCUCAGAAAAUCUGACGAAGCAGAUUUUAAGGGGACUAAAGCCAUUGUCGUCAAUCGCAUCCUCAUCCUCAUCAACCUCACAAUCAUCAUCACACUCAUCAGAUGAACCAUCAUCAUCAUUGCCAUCAUCUUCACCCUCAUCCUCUUCACUAGUCUCAUCUCCGUCAUCAUCACUAACGUAUUUAGAUUCGUCAUCACACUCAUCACCAUCACCACGACCAUCAUUACUAAAAUCAUCAUCACUGUCACCUCCAUCUUCAUCCAUUUCUAGCUCAGAUGAAUCAGGUUCAGUUAGAAGCAAUAAACUGGAUGUUGAUAACAGCAAAACCAUGGCUGAUGUUGCAUCACCUGAAGACAGAAAGCAACCACCCUCAGGUAAAGGUGGUGUACUUUUUUUCCGCCGCACACCUACAAAAAAUGGAUUUGUGCGUCGCCUACGCCCAAACUUUAAAUCAUUACAUAACAAAACCCAUCCGCAUAUGACAGCUCCUCACCAUUCCCCUCCUCAUUUAAACCUACAACAUACACCCACAAGUGAGUUAUUGACUUCACCAUCUUCAUCUACUUCAAUUGAAUCAUCCUCAGUUGAGGUCAAUGUACCCGCAAGCGAUACGAGUGGAUACAAAAAUGGGGAAACUACACCUGCACCCAUUGGAGUUGGACAAAAUGAGGAAAAGAUGCCAACAAAAAGAGAACAAAUCCCAAACCGUCGUCUUCCUCAAAAUGGGAGAUACCUGCAUCGGCCACGUCCAAACUUUGGACCUCUUCAGAAUCGAACCCGUCCAAAUUUGAGGCCACUGCCUCCCCCCUCUCAAUCUUUAAAUCCUGCAUCAGAAACAAGAAAAGAGCAGGUAUCUACUACUGAAUUACCAGCCACUUCAUCUCCUGUUGCCAAAGAAGCCUAUCCAACUGAAAGUACGGGGCCAAUAGGAGAGGAGAAUGCAGACAAAAUUCGCACAAGUAUGUCCACUGAGUUCAAUCAGACUUCAAGAGGAGGUGGACUGCCUUCCUCUCACCGGCCAACCACCAGAGUUGGCUAUUUCCGUCGACUGUACAAUCAACGUUUGCAAAACAAAACCCGUCCAAACCUGCGAUCACCUCAACAUCCACAUAGAGGUCCAGUGCGCAAGCCUUUCCCAACCAGAAAGCUGAAUGAAGGUAACACAAUUGCUGUUGGAAGUCAAACUAACCAAUUGGAAAAGGUUAGUACUCCUGAAAUCCCAGAUAACCAACCGGGAGAGCCGGAUUCACCCAUGCCUACCCAAGGAGUCCAAAUUAGACAAUCAGGAAAACAAGACACCACAGAGGUAAUUCCAAGUGCCCCAGUGGAUAGCCUUGACACUACCAUCAGACCACAGACUAAUGAAUUAGAAGGGGGGCUGGAUGCUCCAGUCCAAACUACCAAAUCUAGGGAAGAAGAAACUAGAAGCCCAGAUCCUAACUUGGACUCUGAAAUCCAUAAAGAGACAAGCAAUCCUGCCAGACCACAGGCUAAUCGUUUAAGAGGGGGACAGGAUGAUCCAGUCCAAACUACCAAAUCUAGGGAAGAAGAAACUAGAAGCCCAGAUCCCAACUCGGACUCUGAAAUCCAUAAAGAGACAGGCAAUCCUGCCAGACCACAGGCUAAUCAUUUAAGAGGGGGACAGGAUGAUCCAGUCCAAACUACCAAAUCUAGGGAAGAAGAAACUACAACCCCAGAUCCUAACUCUGACAUUCAUAAAGACAGAGUUAUUCCUGUCAGACCACAGACUAAUGAAUUAGAAGGGGGGCAGGAUGCUCCAGUCCAAACUACCAAACCUGAAAAAGAGACUAGAACCCCAGAGCCUAACUCUGACUCUGACAUCCAUAAAGAGAGAGUCAAUCCUGGCAACAAUACUAGUGCUACAAGUCGAGGUAGACCAACUAUAAAACAAACUUCCUCCGGUUUAAGACAUGGAGUUCCAAAUAAACCACCAGUGAGAAGCACCCAGAUGAGACACUACAUCAGUGGGAGUCAAAUGAGAGAGAAUACAAAAAGAAAUAUUACUGCAAAAAGGCUGUUUGACGGUAAACCUGAACAGACAGAGUCCAAGUCCAAGCCUCUGACGGUAUCAGACGUUUCUUCUUCUGGAGUUACGAGGGAACCUCUGGACUCUGUGGAAGUGACGAACCGGACCUCAGAUGGAUUUAUGCUGACAUGGGACUCUCCAGAAGGAAAGUACAAAAACUUUGUUGUGACAAGAAAAGAAGUUGAAAAACCGAAGCAGAAGGAAAGCAAGAGAGGUCACAAAGAAGAACCAGAGGACUCUGAAAAAGAGGAGGUGAAUCGUCAACCAACCAAAGAAGAUGAAAACAGACUUCCUGAAAGUGUCUUUACACAAAGCAGCACAACAGCCAAACCAGUGACAGGAAGUGACAAAAUCUUCAAAACGGUUCUUCCUGGUUCAGCUCGCUCCUUCCAGUUUGAGGAUCUGCCUCGUCAGACCGACUACACCGUGACUUUGCUUGGAAAGGGGCCUGGCCUUCUGUCCAGACUGCACAAGCUUGUCAUCAGUACAGGCCCGGAGCCUCCCACCAACAUAGUCUUCAGUAAGGUGACAGAAGACUCUCUGACGGUGUCAUGGACCAAACCCAAGAGCGCCGUCAGCGGUUUUAAGGUCACCUACACCCACACAGACGACGGUGAGCCGGUGUCGGUAUCCGUGGACUCAGGCGACUCCUCUGUGGGCCUAUCACAGCUCUCACCUGGUUCUUCUUACGAGGUCAACGUCAUCUCCAUCCUCGGACUGGAUGAGAGCGAUCCAAUCAGAGACUUUGUCAGGACGCUCCCUGACCCACCUACUGACCUCCGGGCUGUAAACGUCACAGACACCAAGGCCUUGUUAUUGUGGCGUCCAGCAUUGGCCACUGUUGAUGAAUACACCAUUGUUUAUGGCGCUGGGACGGGUUCAGAGUUAAGGGUCAUGGUGUCUGGAAACGAAGCGGAGCAUCAGCUGAGUGGUCUGGAAGGAUCCACCACCUACACCGUCACCAUCAGCAGCCGGCUGGGCAACCAGGAGAGCUCACCGGCCACCACCUCGUUCACCACCACCAAAGCCUCUGGGAACGGGCCACAAGACCUCCAGGCCAGCAACGUGACCCCUCGCACUGCCCUGCUAUCAUGGAAACGGCCGCCAAAUCCCGUGGGCAGCUACAGACUGACCUAUCAGACGGAAGGUCAUGAAAUGAAGGAAGUGAUUGUGGGCGCCGCAGUAACCGAGUACAACCUGACCAGACUUCACCCUGGGUCGAAGUACACGGUGCAGCUACAGGCAGAAGAAGGAGGACGAUACACUUCCACCAUCUCCACUGAGUUCACCACCGGCACCCUGAGGUUCCCCUUCCCCACAGACUGCUCUCAGGAGCUGCUGAACGGCAUCAAGGCGUCAGGUGAGGUGGAGAUUUUCCCUCAGGGCAAACUCGGGAAGCCUGUGAUGGUUUACUGCGACAUGGAGACAGACGGAGGAGGCUGGACGGUCUUCCAGAGGAGGAAGGACGGCUCGGUGAACUUCUUCAGAGGCUGGAAAGAUUACACUAAAGGAUUUGGAGAUCUGAGUGGAGAGUUUUGGCUGGGUCUCGACAGCCUCCACAACCUGACAACGAUGACCAGGAUGAAUCUUCGUGUCGACCUGCGAGACAAAGACGAGUCGGUGUACGCAGAGUACUCAACGUUCGAGGUGGCCAAGAGGAACUACAGACUGACUGUAGGCGGAUACAGCGGCACCGCAGGUGAUUCUUUCAGUUAUCAUAACAACCGGGUCUUCUCCACCAAAGACCGGGAUCCAACACCGUUCAUCACCCGCUGUGCCAUGUCGUACCGAGGAGGCUGGUGGUACAAGAACUGCCACGAGGCAAACCUCAACGGCCUCUACGGCAUUGAUGUCAAACACCAGGGUGUGAUCUGGACCAGCUGGAAAGGAAAACAGCACUCCAUCCCGUUCACUGAGAUGAAGAUGAGACCGGCGUCCUUCUAUCCUCCAGUCAGAGGAUAGAAGAGAGAAAGAAGAUAAUGAACUGUUAAACACACAUGCACGGACAGCAGCGUUUCGGUACAUGUGCAAACACACACACACACACACACACACACACACACACACACACACACACACACACACACACGUGUUAACAGGGAGCCUCGCUCUCACUUCAGAAGAGAUGAAGACGUAUUUUUUAAUUUGUAUAGAGGUCAGUUAUCAGUAUGUUACUGUAGAUUGUACAGUUUUUUUUGCAUUUUUAUCUUUUCUUCUUUAAAGCUGCUCCCACUCGCUCUGUAUUUAAAGGGUCAGUUCACACACAUUACAAAAAUACAUAUUUCCUACUUGUCGACCCGUGCAGAUGGUUUCAUGUACAGGUGUACGUGUAGCUGAUGUUUGCAACACUUUAAUCAGUUGUAUCUCUAAAAGUGCAACUCAGAAGUGACUUUCUGAUGUAGUGGAACAAAACAACAUACAUAAAACACGGAAACAUUACACACAGUCAUUUGUUGCUUGUUAAAACCUCCAUGAACAGAUCUAAAGGUGAGAAAAUACAGUUUUUCGCCUGACAACAGGUGAAAAUAUCUUUGCUGUUUCUGAUCAGCUGAAGUGGAAACAAACAGAGGACGUGGUUUUGGUUUGAGGCUCUUCAUGUCGCCGUGCAUCAACCACAGCUUCAGACUUCAAACUCCGCCUUACAUUUAAAGCUCAACACCACCCCCUGCUGUCCGCUCUAAGUUAUAUCAGAUCAGAGUGUUUCGUUUGUAUUUGUUGUGGUUCAGCUGCCUUCAACUUCCUGUGUCGUCUUUUUUGUAAAUCUCUUUGUGUUUCAUUUUCUUUUUUACGUUUCCGCCCCUGAAACAGAAUACAACAAUAAAAUGAUUGAAAAUGAAA